AUGAACGAUAGGCUGAGAGCAAAGAGCUGGUGCGAUCUAGUCAAGUCAAACAGGCGCACGCGCAUACCAUCAUUCGGCAAUUUACGGUCCUUAAAAGCCGAUGCCAGCAAGGAAGAACCUGACAGCAUGGCUACUACGCCAAAGCUCGAGGCUCAGGUCGACAAUGAGAAGAACGCGCAUAAUUAUCACCCCGACGACAUCGACAUUUACGACCCUAACCGACCUAAACUCGGUUUCAAACAUCGACUACACCACUUCACUUGGGCAUGGUACACCUUCCCCAUGAGCACGGGAGGUCUUUCCUUGCUCAUCUUUGCUCAACCUCACCAGUUUCCCGGCCUGAAAUCCAUCGGCAUGGUAGUCUACGUCGUAAACAUCGGCAUCUUUGUUGCCGUAUCUGCAAUGAUGGCAGCGCGGUUUCUUAUACAUCCCGGAGACAUGUCGAAAUCUCUCAAACAUCCUCGAGAAGGUUUCUUUGUGCCAACGUUCUUUCUCGCCACGGCCACCCUCGUAACAAGCACGUCUCGCUAUGCUAUUCCUACAAGCGACGCAGGGCUCAUCUGGGGUGUUCAGGGAGCGUUUUGGGUCUACCUCGUAUUGACCUUGGUGCUCGCCGUCGGACAAUAUAGCCUCGUCUUUGCCGCUCACAGCUUCGGACUGCAAACCAUGAUGCCGACGUGGAUCCUGCCCAUCUUCCCCAUCAUGCUGUCCGGCACAAUUGCUUCCGUUAUUGCCGAAACAGAACCCGCUGCCUCCGCUGUUUCCAUCAUUGUUGCCGGUAUAUCAUGCCAGGGUCUUGGCUUUGCUGUUGCUGUCAUGAUGUAUGCCCACAUGGUCGGCCGUCUUAUGCAGGCUGGAUUGCCAAAUCGGGAGCAUCGGCCGGGAUUAUUCAUGUGUGUGGGUCCUCCGGCAUUCACGGCCCUAGCACUCAUCGGCAUGGCUCAGGGCGUGCCUGAAGUUGCCAGCCACGACAAGGCUGGCCUACCAGUUGACCUUAACACUAUUCGAACAAUGGCCUUAAUCAGUGCCAUUUUCCUCUGGUCUGUUAGUCUCUGGUGGUUCGGCAUUGCUGUAGUCGCCGUUAUCCAAUCGGUCCCCAAAUACUUCCAUCUCGGAUGGUGGGCCAUGGUCUUCCCCAACACUGGUUUCAUCUUGGCAACGAUAUCUAUUGGCCAAGAGCUAGGUAACGAUGGCGUUCUGUGGUUUGCUACAGUACUCAGCGUUUGUCUACUUGGGAUGUACUUCUUUGUUUUGUUCUUCAACAUUAGGGCUGUUAUUACGCAGGAUAUUAUGUACCCUGGGAGAGACGAGGAUUUUGAGGAUCACUGA
Messenger RNA from Pochonia chlamydosporia 170, 1329 nucleotides. Its product is annotated as malic acid transport protein. The coding region runs from base 1 to 1329 and encodes 442 amino acids. The record is from RefSeq and is a predicted model, not a curated record. Gene Ontology annotation, biological process: malate transmembrane transport. Gene Ontology annotation, cellular component: membrane. Gene Ontology annotation, molecular function: malate transmembrane transporter activity. Lineage: Eukaryota; Fungi; Ascomycota; Sordariomycetes; Hypocreales; Clavicipitaceae. The transcript has a single exon.